This is a messenger RNA of Anopheles stephensi (Asian malaria mosquito), 2366 nucleotides long. RefSeq lists its product as uncharacterized. Gene Ontology annotation, molecular function: protein binding. Lineage: Eukaryota; Metazoa; Arthropoda; Insecta; Diptera; Culicidae. The record is from RefSeq and is a predicted model, not a curated record. Bases 206 to 2116 code for a protein of 636 amino acids. Gene Ontology annotation, cellular component: intracellular membrane-bounded organelle. Gene Ontology annotation, biological process: autophagy. The transcript is spliced from 9 exons.
CGACGAAACGGGUCCCACGGGACGCGGCUUUGUUUACACUUUUUUCAGCGCCGUGCCGCGAGGUCACUGAAGAGAAAAUCCAAAGUGACGAAAAGCAGGCUCUAGUUCUCCCCGCGCUGGGAGGAAUGGGUGUUACUGCCGAACCAUUUUGUCGUUCCCCCCGAGCUCAGUUCUAUCAGUAGCCACCAAUUCCCGGGGGGGGUUAAUGAUGGUGCAGCCGACAGCAAUCACGCCACCCUUACCAUCACCAACCGUAAUCAGGACGGACGAAAAGAUGCAGAAAGUCGACCGAAACAUUGUGUAUCAGCUGGACAACCGUGAACGUGGCUAUCGGACGCGACGGAUUCGGCGGAACGCGUCGUCGAUGGCGCCAACCGCGACGAUCAUCAGCGGUGGCUGUGGCGAGCAAACGUUUCGCCAGCUGGCCCUCGAGUUGGCCGAGCUGGAGUUGCUGGAGCGACUGAAAACGACUGAUCUUUGCGAGCCUAUCGACGAUCUGGCCAGCGAAACGGAGUCCGUGUUUAACAUCGAACAAAGCCAUAAUGGACGCCUAACGGCCACCGUGCAGACCAACAGAAGUGUGAACGUGUUUAAAACUGCAACGAUGCAGAAAGUUGCGAAAUAUCCCACCGGCGAUCGGUCCGUAUGGACGCUGGCAUUCCACCCAACGAACGAGAACAUCAUCGCGUUCGGAACGCUUGGCGGGGCAGUUUCGGUGUACGUCGACAAUCGGCUUGCGGGCACACUGAACGAACCGGAACCGAUCGGUUCGUUGUGCUUUCAUCCGACGCUAAACUUUCUGCUGCUGACCAGCAUGAACGAAGUCAUCUUUUGGGACUGGAACAACAACAUAACGUACACGACCGGCAUGUACAGUGACUGCAAGUGCCGGUUCCUGCACGUCACGCAGGACUUACGGCUGAUCACCGGCAUCACGCAGACGAAGACACAUCUGAUGGCGGGCGUGGGCAAAAACGUGGAGGAAGUUGAACCGGAAUAUCUGAUGGUUUCGUUCCUGCGCAGCGUUAGCCUGAUGCUGGACAAGCUCGAGCUAACGCUGUCGACGCACGUCGAUUAUCUGCUGCAGUUGGAGAUGAAUAAGCAGUGCCUCAUCUGGAUACAUCUGCUGCAAACGAUCAACCGCAAGCGGGGAGAGGUACGGUGCUGUUCCACCGUUAGCCCGGCGGACAAGUGCACGAAAUCGAACCUCAAUCUCACGCUAAUGUCACUGAUCCGUAAGAUCGAUGCACUGGAAGGCAGGCUGCUUACUCGCAACAACACAUCGUUCUGCAUCACGACCGAAAUCAGUCAACGGUUGUGGUCGCCGGGUGCUGUGCUGUUAACACAACCAUUGAUCUACUUCAGAAACAUAUGCCAAAACUAUAUUUGCCAAGGCCACAAGACCUACAUAAAAUAUGUAUUCGAUCUCAGCCUAGUUGGCGAACUGCUGCGCAAAGUGUGCCGUAUGCUGUACACGCUCGCUCCAUCGGAACUACCGGACACCUGGGACUACAUUUCCCAGCUGUACGGCACGCCUCUAUCGCCCGAAAAACACUGCAUCUUGCAAGCGUGGGAUCUAGAAUCGUUCCAGGGCGAUGUGGAUGAUUUGCCCGAUUUUACGGAAGAUUGGAAAAAUGUGAUUACUAUCUGUCUGAUCAACAACGAUUCGAACGUUGCCAUCUCGCAGUGCGAACAGUUUAUCGCUUCCGUACGGUUUCGUUCCGUGAAUGAAAUGGAGAUCAGGAGCCUUCGACGGGAUAACUUUGGCGAGCUGAUCUACGCAUUCAAGUUUACUGCCAGCUUCGUGUCGCUUUCCUUCUCACCGUCCGGUCGGUACGUUGCCGUUGGUUUGCGGUGCCGCCGAAACCUCAAAUACGCAUACAUUCUCGAUAAGGAUACACGCUGGCGGAUAGGCGUAGGUUUGAACGUUCCGAACGAUUCGAACGAAGGUUCGGAAUCGGAAACAGUAUCACAGAACGAUCGUGUAGGAAUUAGACUGUGCCUACCGCUCGACCCCGAAGACUACCUGGAGAUCAACUGCAUCAAAUGGGCAUCCCUACCGGGGUACGGACUUUUGCUGGGCUUGAAAUCGAAUUUCAUUCAAGUCUGCCGGUAGUGUUCCCGCGCAGCAGUCAGCAGUGAGUAGUAAGUAGAGGAGAGGGAGUUGAAGAAGCUACACAACAUAACAAAUAUAUCCUCCUAUUAUGUACGACGCACUCAUAUGAUACUCAAAACUCUGAUCGUCGAUCAGCACUAGCAACGGUACACAAAGAUAUGAACCAUUUUCACAAUGUAAGCAACUGUAUAAUAAACCAUGCUGCGGGCCGGAGAUUUCUACAACCCGGUCUCUGAAUGUACGCUCUGAA